Molecule: messenger RNA, 1605 nt
Organism: Durusdinium trenchii
Lineage: Eukaryota; Dinophyceae; Suessiales; Symbiodiniaceae
Source: the annotation of a GenBank genome assembly
AUGGUAAGCGCUUCAAGCCUUGGCUUUGAUUUGCUGCCUGAAAUCAGAACGGCCAAGCCACGACUCCCUGAUGACUCUGAGAAUUCGCCUUCACCACCUUCAUCUUGGCAGCUUUCAUCGUUUCCCUCGUUUGCUCCACCAGCCAGAUCAGUCUCUGAAGACUUCCAAGGACUCAUUGAUCUACUGGUGAAGCAACACGCACAGGAGCUGUCCGCAGCGAGGACUGGAACAGAAAGUGAAUUGACAGAGAAAAGGGCCGCCUCGAAGGUCAAACCUGGAAGGAACAGCUUCACAAGCUUAAACAGCAGCAAGGAGCGGUCGAAGAUUAGGCCUGGCAGAAAAAGCUUAGCAAGUUUGACCAGCGCUCAAAGCAGAAGGAGUCUGAGCAAAAGAAGACAUCAAAGCCAACUGGGUGAACUCAUUGCUGAGAGGCACAAAGACAUGCGAGAAAUCCACGCAGACGAGAUUUUGGAUGUGUGGACGGAGUCGCUGAAUUCUGGUAUGUUUCAGCAGGAACCGAUGAUGGCUGCCUUAAGGAAGAGCAGGACCAACCUCACAGAGAACUCUGAGAUCCCGCCGGAGGUCUAUCAGCGAAUGAGCUGUUUUCAGCGGAUCCAAGCUUGGUUGGAAUCUCACAACUAUGAGGUCCUGAUUGCUUUUGUGCUUUGCCUGAACGUUUUGUGGAUGGCCUUUGAGCUUCAGGUCUAUGGCUCUAUGAGCGGAUGGGAAUUGGGGAUAUAUUCCGAGCCAAUCCUUCCGCCCGAAGGCCUGCUGGACAUCGAGCAUGUUUUCCAGAUUGCAGAUUUGGCUUUCACAUGUUUCUUCGUGUUGGACGUGAUGAUACGGAUCGCUGUGCUCCAAAAGAGAUUCUUCAAAGUUCCCAUGAACUACCUUGACCUGGCCGUUAGUGUCACGUCUCUGGUGGAGAUUGCCUUCCAAGCGUUGACUUUGCCGGUGAACCCCGUGCUCUUCCGGUUGUUGCGAAUCGGCAAGCUAGCCAGGGCCUUCCGGAUGGUAACCAUGACUAGUGUGCUUGCUUCCUUGCAACUUCUCGUGAAGUGCUUGGCAUCCAGUAGCAACAUGCUCUUCUGGAGCUUUUGCCUGCUGACCUUCGUGCAGUGUGUUGCUGGACUCAUCAUGGCCACACUUUGCCGCGAUUUCUUCACUGAUCCCUUCUACGACCAAAGCAUUCGAGAACAAGUCUUCCUCUACUAUGGCACCUUUAGCCGAACCUUCCUGACUAUGUUUGAGGUGCUUUUUGCCAACUGGGGACCUGCAUGCAGGGUACUGACCGAAAACUACAGCGAGUACUUCUCAGUUUUCUUCCUCUUUUACAGGUGUGUUUUGGGCUUUGCAGUGUUAAAUGUGGUGAAUGCAGUCUUUGUGCAGCAAACGAUGAAGACAGCAAGUUCCGAUGAAGAACUUGCAUUUAAACAGAAGGAGAAAGACACCCAAAUGUAUAUCCGAAAGGUGAAGAAGCUCUUCCAAACAAUCGACGAAAGCGGCGAUGGCUCAAUCAGUUUGGAGGAAUUUGCAAAACUGGUCCAGUCUCAUGCCCAGAGAAACACUUUGCUCAUGACUCAUGUCUAUAAUGAAUGCCGUUAG